GUAAGGCUCUCAGUAACCUCAAAACAUCUCUUCCUCUCUGAGACACAGAGAGAAAGAGAGCAAGUUAUCGUGCUGGAAUUCAGUUCACCGAUACUGAAUACUUCAUCUAACGGAUUAAAAAACUGAAAUUAAUUGAGCUCUAAUAUCUGCUGUAUGACUAAGAAGACAUCACCAUGAGUAAAUCAAGAGACAGCAGCCCCACAUUCUUCCUGGAGACGGAUGACCAGACACAGGAGCAAAGGGAAAAGGCCAAACAGACGAAGAAAGGUGUCUUAAAGGACAAGAGGCCCAUGGAUUCUAAUUACCUGGAUGAGACAGAUGACCCUGCACACAAAAUUAAAUUUAACCUACACUUUGACAGGGGGAUCAGAAAAGUGAAAGAGGAACCGUCUCAGCAGGACAGUGAGAGGUUUACCCUCAAGAGGUUGUUUGAUGCCGUGUCCAGUGGUGAUGUGUCUAAACUGCAGGGUUUACAUCAGUACCUGCACAAAAACAUGAAACGGCUCACUGACUCUCAGUAUAAGUCCAAUGGAAAGACAGCCCUGCUGAAAGCACUUUUAAAUUUAAGGGAAGGCGAGAAUGACACUAUUGAACAUCUGCUGGAAAUUGCAGAGAAACUUGGAGAUUUAAAACAUUUUGUCAAUGCUGCUUACACAGACAGUUUCUACAAAGGUCAGACAGCACUCCAUGUUGCAAUUGAACGGAGGAGUGCAAAAUUUGUACAGAUGCUGGUUAAGAAAGGGGCUGAUGUCCAUGCUAAAGCCUGUGGGAAAUUCUUUCAUCCCAAUCAAGAGACUUGUUUCUAUUUUGGUGAGCUGCCCUUGUCGCUGGCCGCUUGCACUAAUCAGCCAGACAUUGUGGACUUCCUUCUGAACAACCCUUACCAGGCGGUGGAUGUCAGGGAGAGGGAUUCUCAUGGAAACACAGUGCUUCAUGCAUUAGUAUCCAUAGCUGAUAACAGUCCUGAAAACACAGAGUUUGUCAUCUCCAUGUAUGACCACAUCUUAUUCAAAACUGACCAACUUCACCCCAAGAUCAAGCUGGAGGAAAUUGAAAAUAAUGAAGGAUUCAACCCACUCACACUUGCUGCCAAAACUGGAAAACUGGGGCUGUUAAAGCACAUCGUGCAGCGGGAGUUUAAGGGGCGGCGACAUCUGUCACGGAAGAUCACGGAGUGGGCCUACGGUCCAGUGUGCUCGUCUCUGUAUGACCUCGCCUCUCUCGACACCUACGACAACAACUCCGCGCUGGAGAUUAUCGUUUAUGGCAGUGAGAUUCCUAAUCGCCUCGAGAUGCUCCGUAUUGAGCCCUUCAACCAUCUAAUUGAAGAGAAGUGGCAGAGAUUUGCGAAACGGAUGUUCAUGUUCAACUUUAUCGUUUAUGUUAUCUACCUUUUCACCUUCACUGCAGUAGCUUUUAACCGAGAAGCAGGGAAGGACAUUAACAACAGCCAAUCAAUAAAGCCUCCAUAUCCUUAUAGAAAAGGUAGCGAAGGCUAUCUGCUUCUGACGGGACACAUCAUAACUACCAUUGGAGCACUUUACUUCUUUAUUAGAGGGUUAAUAGAUAUGUUAAGAAAGCGUCCAGGAUUUCAGUCCCUGUUCAUAGAUGGAUACACCGAUCAACUUUUUUUUCUACAGGCUGUGCUCUUCCUGGCUGGUGCUCUACUGUACUGCUUUGGCCAUGAUGGAUAUGUGGCCUGUCUAGUUUUGUGUCUUGCCUUGAGCUGGGUAAAUCUACUUUACUUUUCCAGAGGGUCCAAAAAUAUGGGAAUCUACAGUGUCAUGAUGCAAAAGAUGAUUCUUGGAGAAAUCCGUCGAUUCCUUGUCGUGUACUUGGUCUUCCUCAUUGGUUUCUCCGCAGCUGUGGUAACUCUCUUUGAUGAUCGACCUAGUAAGGGACGGUCUUUAUUCCUUCCUAUUAAUGGAAAUGAAAACUGUAAAAAGCCCACAUUUCAGGGCAUCUACUUCACCACUCUGGAGUUGUUCAAGUUUACGAUUGGCAUGGGAGAUCUGGAGUUCACCGAUCAAUAUCGAUACAUAGAGGUCUUCUAUGUGCUGCUGAUUCUGUAUAUAGUGAUGACUUACAUUUUGAUGCUGAACAUGCUGAUCGCUCUGAUGAAUCAAAGAGUGGAGGAGAUGUCCGUAGAGAGCACCAACAUCUGGAAACUACAGCGUGCAAUCACCACCUUGGACAUGGAGUGGAUACUUCCCCGCUGCCUGAAGACAAGGCUGCGCUCCGGGAAACAAAAGGACAUAGGCGGGGGGCAGGAGCCUGAUAUACGCUGGUGCUUUAGUGUGGACGAAGUCAACUGGAACCAAUGGAACAGAAACCUGGGUGUAAUUACCGAGGACCCUGGGAGACACCUGUCUGUACCUUCCUCAACUAAACUUCAGAAAGAGCUCAGCCAGCGUGGACUCAUGCAAACGUUCAGUAAACGCUGGACACAGACACAACAACACAGAGAUGUCCAGGAGCUGAGUCCUCUAGCUGAGGAAUCUACCUCUGUCUGAUGCUUUUAUAAUCCAUAAUCUAUUUCAAUCUGUUUUGCAAUUACCUUUUAUUCUAAAUGUAGGAAUAAUUACAUAUUAUGUCUUGUUAAAACUUGACUGUGGUUAAUUUAUGAAAACACAAAUAUUAUACACUUCAAGGGUCAUUGCUGUUAUGCAUCAUAUCAUUUGAACUGUAAUGUUUAAAAAAAUGAUUAUGCAUGUGUUGUAAUUUAUGAAAGCAUUUAUAUACCAUAUUAUACAUAGUUAAUUCUUUUUUUAUCGAGUUAGAGUUGCUAUAUUUUAAUAAUCUUUUUGAUUGAAAUUUUUAUAUCACACUAUAAUGUUUUUAGUUUGAUCAAACAGGAUGUUUUAGGCAUAAACAAUGUCAUAAAACUAAAUUUGUGUCAAACUGUCAAGGAAGGUUUUUUCUUGGUAACUAUUUUUAAUAAUAGUUGGUUAUUGUGCCUUACCUCA
Molecule: messenger RNA, 2966 nt
Organism: Carassius auratus (goldfish)
Lineage: Eukaryota; Metazoa; Chordata; Actinopteri; Cypriniformes; Cyprinidae
Product: transient receptor potential cation channel subfamily V member 1-like
Exons: 16
Coding region: 174-2513 (779 amino acids)
Biological process (GO): calcium ion import across plasma membrane
Cellular component (GO): plasma membrane
Molecular function (GO): calcium channel activity; protein binding
Source: RefSeq, a predicted model, not a curated record